This is a messenger RNA of Phragmites australis (common reed), 3640 nucleotides long. Its product is annotated as CDT1-like protein a, chloroplastic. The record is from RefSeq and is a predicted model, not a curated record. The transcript has 7 exons. Bases 2115 to 2810 code for a protein of 231 amino acids. Lineage: Eukaryota; Viridiplantae; Streptophyta; Magnoliopsida; Poales; Poaceae. Gene Ontology annotation, biological process: mitotic cell cycle; regulation of DNA-templated DNA replication initiation; DNA replication checkpoint signaling. Gene Ontology annotation, molecular function: DNA binding; DNA polymerase binding. Gene Ontology annotation, cellular component: nucleus.
GGCUCGGCUCGGGCGUUGCGUUCGCUUUGCUCUGCCCUGCCAUUUUGAAGCGCACCAUGCCGUGGCUUCCGCUUUCUCGUUUCCCUUCCCUCCCCUCUCCAACGGCAUGUUCCCGCCGCCGGCUGCACCCGCGGCGGGAUCCUGCAUCCGAGGCGUCUGCCUCCUCCAGAUCUGAGGCGCCGACCGCGCUGCGAGCUCUGGCCGUAGGUGUUCGCUCUACGCAGACGACGUGGUUCUAUUUCUAUCACCUACUGCCAUGGACAUACAAUCUCACUUAGCCAUUGUUCAGUUCUUUGGGAUCGCCUCCGGGCUAUCAACAAACCUGAACAAAUCCGUUGAUGUUCCUAUCAGUUGCAGUGAGGAGGAAAUCUCUACCAUCCGGGACUAUCUCCCUUGCAGUCUGUCCUCCUUCCCGAUCCAGUACUUGGGUGCUCCACUUUCGACCGGUAGACUCCGUAAGAACCACCUUCAGUCGGUGGUGGAUAGAAUUGCUUCCAAACUCCUUGCCUGGCAAGCGAAGCUUAUCUCCAGACCAGGCUGUGCCACCCUCGUGAGGUCUGUUUUAUCAUCGACACCAAUUGACACUCUAAUUUCUAUCGAUGUCCCACCUUGGGUGAUUAAGCAGAUCGACAAGAUAAGGAAAUGUUUUCUUUGGAGCGGUGAAAGAUCAACUUCCGGUGGACGCAGCUUCCUGGCUUGGCCCAGAGUUUGUCGUCCUCUAGAAUAUGGAGGGCUCGGCAUUUAGGACCUUAGGCUUGCUGGCUAUGCAUUGCGACUGCGCUGGCUCUGGUGGCAGCGGUGCAGCCGAUCUAAGCCGUGGGCUUCACUGACGUUGCAUCAUGAGAAGCAAGUCCAGGCUCUCUUUGAAGCGUCCACUAGGUUCGAGGUCGGGAACUGCAUGCUUACGCUCUUUUGGACUGAUGCCUGGCUCCAUGGCGGCUCCAUUCGAUCUAUGGCUCCCGACCUGUUCAUGUGUAUCCCCCCUGCGGUUACCAGAAGCAGAACAGUACACGAUGCCUUACAACAACGAACUUGGGUGAGGGAUAUCACCAGCCCCCUCUCCAUGCGCGCCUUAAGCCAAUAUUUGGAAUUAUGGAACCAGCUGGAGACCUUAAGUUUAAUCGACGAGGAGGAUCGGAUGGUUUGGAAAUGAUCUGCCUUCGGACAGUAUUCUGCUAGCUCGGCUUACCAACUAAUGUUCCAAGGUUCAAUCAAAUUUGGGGGUGCUAAGAUCCAUGGCAGGCUUUGGACAGCGGCACGCAGCAAGCGCCACGGACUUUAGGAUGAUGAUUCUUGCACAUGUGUGCUCAGCUCCAGGAAUCAACCGAUAAUCUCCUCCUGCACUGCGUCUCCGCAAGGGAGCUCUGGUGGCGCGUCCUGGGGAUCCAUACGCCGCUUGCAGACACUACACUCCUGGACUGGUGGUCGGAGCUACGAAAGGGCGUCGACAAAGCGUUCCGGAAGGGCCUCGACUCCAUAAUUCUACUUAUUUGUUGGAGAAUCUGGCUAGCAAGAAAUGAUGUGGUCUUCAACAACCAUCGCAUCUCUUCGGCCCUCAUGGUGGCUCACAUCUGGGAUGACAUCGAGCGAUGGUGCAGUGCAGGGGCGACAAAUCUAGCAGUGCUCAGAGAAUGGUUGCUUGCUUUCGGUUCUUUAGUCUAACUUGAGUCACCGGUUUAGCUCCUUGUUGUUACGCCUCUCGUAAUUUUCUUGCCUAGUUACCUCUUUUUGUAAGUCUGUGACCCGGCAAGGUCGUUGUGUAAACUUCUAAUUUUUCCUUUAAUACAAAGAUGUGCAGCUCUCCUGCGUGUUCUAGAAAAAAAAAUCCAAUACCUGAUCAUCCCCAUUAUUGUAGUGUUUGGAGCUGAAAAUGAGUGAGGGGAAUACUAGUCAGCUUGCCCUUGACAAAGGACUCUCUCAAAUGUCUAAGGAUAAUGAUUCAAAUAGCCCUGCAACUAUCCAGAAGAUAAAAGUUGACACGGAAGAUUCUGGAAGCAACAUUGAAUCGCCCACUCCAGAGAAACCUGAAUCUAGAAGGAAAGGGGUUGUUGUCAGUUAACUGGCAAGGAAUUUGCUUGCAUAGAGGUACAAGGAUAGAUUCGCAGAUCAGGAAGAUGAGGAUGACACAGAUGAUGAAGACUAUAAUGACUGUCUCGCCUGGUGAUAGCCAAUCUUUAAUAUCAGGAAGAGGAAGCAUUAAACUUCUUGAAAGACACAAGAAUUUGCUAAAUCUUUUCAAUAAAAUGGAGAGUUCUAUAAGGUUGCUACGCCUGCGGAAGAAGAUGACUACAUUUAAGAAUAUUGCCACCCAGGUGGAAGUACUCACAAAGAGGAAGUUCUCACACAGUCCUUUGGCCCAGAUGAAGUAUUUGUUUCCAGAAGCAAUCCAGAUAAAUAGGAUACUGUUACAUGAUGAGAAAAGCCUUUGCAUGUAUGCUGAUAUGGAAAUUACACUUGUAAUGAACGUUGUGGAAUGCGGAAGACCUGAUCAGUCUCCAUCCAUGGCAAUCUGCGAGGCUUUUUACUCAAAGCUUUUGAAUUUUUUGGAUGCUCAUCAUAAGGAAAAUGAUCCUAUGUGCAUUAUUGGUAAAGAGAAAAUCAAUCAAGUAGACCCGUUGGACACCCAGGAAAAGCUAGGUUCUUUACGCGUCACAUUUGACAUAGUCUGUGAUAUUUCUCGCUCUACCAAGAAUUCGUUAAUGACAAAACAGGAACUUUUCCACAAUAUUCUUGCCAACAACUUGGAGAUAGAAGAGAUCGGGGAAAUAGAAGAGCAGCUGCAUAUUGUGGAGGAUCUGGCUCCCGAUUAGAUUUCUAAGAAGGUGAUAAAUGGUGAAGAAAUACUUUACAGCAUUGAACAAAUACCGGAUCAGAAUUCUGUUCGGGCAAGGCUUGUCGAAGCCAUUUGAGAGAUCUUCGAUCUGAUUAAAGCUGAAAACUCCACCUAAUAUGUAUGUACUACUAAUGUUUGAGGACUUGAGCGGUUACUUAGCUAAUUUACCGUCAUGGAAUCCUCGUGCACUCUUGCUGACUCUUGGUUGAACUAGUCUCUUAGAGUCUUAGUUGACUGCUCAACAAAUGAUUGAAUGCUGAAGUUGUUACGAAGCUUGAAUUCACAGUGAGUUUCACACCUGAGUGUAAUUUGGCCGGCUGGUCGGACUGUUUCAUGCCUCCCAGGUAGGUUCUGUGAGCCUUCUGACUUUAUGCGGUAGUUAGCCCAAGAACUCAACAUAAGAUUUGCUCUGUGAACAUUACUUGAGUUGCUCAUGAAAAUGCAAACGGAAGGGUUUUUUUUUUUGCACGCUUGCAUAAGAAAUUAUGUUUACUGCUCUGUCAAGGUUCUUAUUCCUGAUCACGCACAAGCUUAUUCACACCAUUCAGUGAUUAUGCUCUGUAAUACUGGUGUGAAGCGCACUGCUCGCUUUAUAUGAGUUUAGAGAACACACAGUAACUUUUUCACUAGCCCAAACUAUACACUGCACUAUUUAUUCCAUAUAUACAGCAAUGACAUGGCAUACAGUACACAAGUACAGGGCAAUGAGCCCAUCCUCUAAUCUCAUACACAGCAUGUACCAACAUUCCAACAACAAAUAGAGCAGACACAACCAUCAACUGCCUCUCACUCAUCAGACCAGGUGAU